AAACAAAUGCGUUUGACUUGUCCCAUAAAAUGAUUUGAUAUUAUAGGAAAAUGACAAUGCUGAAACGAUGUAGAGCUUGCCUGGAAAGUUCCGAAACGAUGGUCAGUAUAUUUAAUGUUUCCCAAGAAUUGGACAUUCAAAUUGCCGAUGUGAUAUCUCAAUGUACAGGAAACCCGGUUUCUAGAGGGGAUUCCCUUCCUGAAACCCUCUGCAAACCUUGUCUAAAAGAUACAACGUUGGCCUUUAGGAUAAUAAAAAAGUACGAGGAGACUCAACAGUUUUACAAGCCGUUUAAAAAGCAAGAAGAUAACAGACCGUUCAAAAAGGAGGAGGAUUCACUGGAGGAAGAAGUCUGCAAAUUCUCAUGGCAACGAGGGAAUGGAAAUCCCACCAUUCCAUUGCCAAGUGAAGAAAGAACAAACUGGAAAAGACUUUAUUACAGAGGAAAUAUUUUCAAAAGAUAA
This is a messenger RNA of Drosophila rhopaloa, 464 nucleotides long. RefSeq lists its product as uncharacterized. Gene Ontology annotation, molecular function: zinc ion binding. The record is from RefSeq and is a predicted model, not a curated record. The transcript is spliced from 2 exons. Lineage: Eukaryota; Metazoa; Arthropoda; Insecta; Diptera; Drosophilidae. Gene Ontology annotation, cellular component: nucleus. The coding region runs from base 51 to 464 and encodes 137 amino acids.